GUCUUCCUCCAUGGCCGAUUCUUCUUCCUCUUCAUCCGCCUCCUACAUUCUCAUGGUGCAACACUUGAUCGAGAAGUGCCUGCUCUACCACCUGAACAAGGACGAGUGCGUCGACGCCCUAUCCCACCACGCCCACGUCAACCCCGUCAUUACUUCCACAGUGUGGAGUGAGCUGGAGAAGGAGAACAAGGAGUUCUUCGAGGCGUACGGGAAGAACCGAGAGAAGAGCGUGAGGGAGAUGAGAAGGAAGCAGAUGAUCCGAACCAUGCUGACGUCGGCAAUGCCUCCCUGUGACGUCAAAGAACCCGACCAUAAUUAAUAUUUGGAUAUAUAUAUAUAUAUUUUAUGAUUUCCUUUUAAUUUUUCAUGUUGCUAAUGCUUGUGAUCUUUGUAAAGGGGCAAAAGUUUAGCAGUAACAAUUGAAGCAGUAUUGUGGUGUUUGCCAAAAGGGCCGCGAGCAGGGCCUCUGAACCGCACGGUUCGGUUCGAAUCGAGUAUCGCGUAUUGAUUCCAAUGGACCUGAGUAGCAUGAGCUCUCCUAUGAACAUAUUCAAUAGAUAAAACAUCCUAAUGUACAAGAACAUGCUUAUAUAUCCAAGUCAUCGUCUGGAUCCUCAUCUGAAUCAGGCUGUUCGUCGUCCGAAUCCCGCACGUAAUGUAUUUCGCCUAUCCCAGGGGCAACCUGAGUGUCUGAUAUCACAGGCGAAGCAACAGAUGGCUGGCUGAUGCUGAUGCUGUCGGAGAGAGAUCUCCGGCCAUCAUAAAUCUGUAUUUCCUCACCAUUGCCUACCACAAACUUGUGUUGAGUGCAUCGGCUUAUAAUAAUUUUAUCACAAUA
Zingiber officinale is the source of this 838-nucleotide messenger RNA. RefSeq lists its product as uncharacterized. The transcript is spliced from 3 exons. Bases 11 to 319 code for a protein of 102 amino acids. The record is from RefSeq and is a predicted model, not a curated record. Lineage: Eukaryota; Viridiplantae; Streptophyta; Magnoliopsida; Zingiberales; Zingiberaceae.